This is a messenger RNA of Mastomys coucha (southern multimammate mouse), 1833 nucleotides long. RefSeq names its product proteasome 26S subunit, non-ATPase 7 (gene Psmd7). Gene Ontology annotation, molecular function: protein binding; metallopeptidase activity. The record is from RefSeq and is a predicted model, not a curated record. The coding region runs from base 439 to 1332 and encodes 297 amino acids. Gene Ontology annotation, biological process: proteasome-mediated ubiquitin-dependent protein catabolic process. Lineage: Eukaryota; Metazoa; Chordata; Mammalia; Rodentia; Muridae. Gene Ontology annotation, cellular component: proteasome regulatory particle; proteasome complex. The transcript is spliced from 7 exons.
UUCUAAUUGGGAUUCUGGUUGGAUGGUACCUUUAAAAUGUGAAUAAGGAAGGUGCUAGCUUUUUCCCCUAAAAGUGAGGCAGGUGCAGAUUGGGGCCAGCCUACAGUUCACUUGGUUAGCUCACUACCACCCUUGCCUUCUCCAGCCGUUCAUCCUGCCAGACCUGUUGCACGUGUUCGGAAGUUUUACAAGUUAAUUAGUUGAGUUAACAAAUAUGAAGAUCCAUUAGGGAGCCUGUGCUUGCAGUAAAGUCGCGCUAGUGCCUAGUCCGAACCAGACUUUGUGCAGCAAACUCAGCCAGAGCCAAAAACAAUCUCAAGACGGAGGCUUUUGAUGCUGAGUUCAGUUGUAUUACUCGGGAUGCCUGAGUCUUAACAGGCUCAGUGGGUUUUUCUACAAUAGAUACAGUUUUACUCCCGUGGAAUACUAGGAGCCCUAAUGGGAAUUGGCAAGGUUGGAAACCAGAAGCGGGUAGUUGGUGUGCUUUUGGGAUCGUGGCAAAAGAAAGUACUUGAUGUGUCCAACAGUUUUGCAGUACCUUUUGAUGAAGAUGACAAAGAUGAUUCUGUCUGGUUUUUAGACCAUGAUUAUUUGGAAAACAUGUAUGGGAUGUUUAAGAAGGUCAAUGCCAGAGAAAGAAUAGUUGGGUGGUACCACACAGGCCCCAAACUGCACAAGAAUGAUAUCGCCAUCAAUGAACUCAUGAAGAGAUACUGCCCCAACUCAGUAUUGGUCAUUAUCGACGUGAAGCCAAAGGACCUGGGACUUCCCACUGAAGCCUACAUCUCAGUGGAGGAAGUACAUGACGAUGGGACGCCAACAUCAAAAACUUUUGAGCACGUAACUAGUGAAAUUGGAGCAGAGGAAGCCGAGGAGGUUGGAGUGGAGCAUUUACUAAGAGACAUCAAGGACACUACAGUGGGGACGCUCUCCCAGCGGAUCACAAACCAGGUCCAUGGUUUGAAGGGACUGAACUCCAAGCUCCUGGAUAUCAGGAGCUACCUGGAGAAGGUAGCCAGUGGCAAGCUACCCAUCAACCACCAGAUCAUAUACCAGCUGCAGGAUGUCUUCAACCUGCUGCCGGAUGCCAGCCUGCAGGAGUUCGUCAAGGCCUUCUACCUGAAGACCAAUGACCAGAUGGUGGUGGUGUACUUGGCCUCGCUGAUUCGCUCUGUGGUCGCCUUACAUAACCUCAUCAACAACAAGAUUGCCAACCGGGAUGCGGAGAAGAAGGAGGGACAGGAAAAGGAGGAGAGCAAGAAAGAAAGAAAAGAUGACAAAGAGAAGGAGAAGAGCGACGCAAAGAAAGAAGAGAAAAAGGAGAAAAAGUAAAUCGUGUAGCUUUUUUAAUUGGUAAAUUAAAAUCUUAUAAACUUAACUCCGUGUGCCACUAAGAGGGUCCUUUGUCACAUUCAGUGCUUGUUGACAAGCGCUCUGCCCUGAUCAUCCUUGCUGUGGCAUUUUGUGGAGAUGAAUGGACAGAAGGACUGAUCCCAGCCCUACGUUACAGCUUCAGUUGCAUGAGUUGGGGGGUGUGGUGGCUCAGGUGUCCGAUUUCGUGAGAACAACCUAACCUUCCUUUUAUCCUUAAAAGGGAUUUUUUUUUUCCCUGUCUUAUAAGAUCCAUGAGAUCUGUUGGUGGUAAUUUUCAUUAUUGCUAAGUGGAAUUCAUGGAUCCCAUACUAUGCCACCCAACACUUGAGCUUGGACCCUUCUGAACUCUUGAGACCACACCACAUUUUGAACCUGUAACUAGCAUUCUUAGGGCUUGGGGUCCAAGGCCAUGUAUUGUUUACCUUCAAAGAUACAAUUAAAUGGCUUGGUUUUUAUGUC